Rhopalosiphum padi (bird cherry-oat aphid) is the source of this 4323-nucleotide messenger RNA. RefSeq names its product ATP-binding cassette sub-family C member 4-like. The record is from RefSeq and is a predicted model, not a curated record. Gene Ontology annotation, cellular component: membrane. Gene Ontology annotation, molecular function: ABC-type transporter activity; ATP binding; ATP hydrolysis activity. NCBI's taxonomy places the organism in Eukaryota, Metazoa, Arthropoda, Insecta, Hemiptera, Aphididae. Gene Ontology annotation, biological process: transmembrane transport. The transcript has 26 exons. Bases 144 to 4217 code for a protein of 1357 amino acids.
AGCUCUUAGUUGCUAUCAUGUACACUGUACACAGUGUACAGUGUACAGUUAUAGAAUAGUAUUAUUAAACAAGCAGUAUAAUUUGGCAGUUUGACUAAUAACGAAAAAAAAUAUAUUACUAAGAGUUUUCAAAAAUAAUAAAAAUGGAUGCGACGUUCAAAGAAGAAAUACCACCAAAUCCAAGAUCAAAAGCUAAUAUUUUUGAAAUUAUAACAUAUAGGUGGAUUUUAAAAUUUAUCAAAAAAGGAUUAAACAAAGAAUUGGAUUUUAUUGACUUAUAUAAUGUUUUGGAUGGUGAUUCGUCUGAUUUAUUGGGAAAUGAAUUACAAAAAUUUUGGGAUGAUGAAUUAAUAAAUUCAAAAACUAAUAACCGAAAGCCUAGUUUUGUUAAGACGCUAUUCAAAAUGUUUGGCAAAAGGUUUAUGUUUAGUGCAACUUAUUUAACUAUAUUUCAGAUUACAUUAAGUAUAAGCAUUUCAACUAUGGUAGGACUGAUAGUCAAUCAUUUUGAAACUAAUACAUCUUUUGAUCAAAAUCCAGUUGGAGUAUAUUUAGCAAUUGGACUAGUUUCACUUUUAUUAAUAAGAGCAAUUAUGUAUAACAGCAUCAGCAUGUCAAAUGCACAUUUAUCGAUGCAAAUGCGUGUGGCAACAUGUGAUCUCAUUUACAAUAAGGCUCUGCGGCUCAAAAUAAAUUCCCUGGACUCGACUACAACUGGUCAUAUAAUAAACUUAAUGUCAAACGACGUUAACCGAUUUGAUGUAUCUUUAAUAUAUUUACCUUUCAUAUUGAUUGGACCUUUGGAAACAUUUAUUACGAUUUAUUUUUUGUGGCAAGAAGUAGGUGUGUCAUCAAUUAUAGGAGUAAUCGCAUUACUUAUAUUUAUACCAUUACAAGUCUGGUUAGCGUCGAUAACUUCUAAUAUUCGAUUAAAAAUAGCCAAUAAAACUGACAAGAGAGUUCAUUUAAUGAAUGAAAUAAUAUCGGGAUUACAAACAAUCAAGAUGUAUACUUGGGAACCAUUUUUUGAUAAUCUUACAAAACAAUUAAGAAAGGAAGAAAUUAGCAAAAUUAUUGAAGCAUCGUACAUAAAACGUAUUUUGACGUCUUUCUUUUUAUUUAACACAAGAAUCGCAUUGUUUUUUAACAUAUUUUCAUACGUUCUGCUUGGAAAUUAUAUAACCGCAUCAAAAGUAUUUGUUGUAACGUCGUACUAUAACAUUUUGCGGUCGUCACUAACAUUACUUUUCCCACCAGGAAUAAGUUUAGCUGCUGAAUUACUAGUUUCGAUCAAACGAAUUGAGCAUUUCCUUUUACGUGAAGAAAAAGGUAAACAAUCAAUAAGUCAAACAAAAACUACCAAUGGGUUUGAAAAAUCAAAUAAUAAUAGUACAGUUCCAAAUAAUAAUAGUAUCAAUUUAAAUGAUACUGAACAAUUAAGUAAUUUUGGUAUAGUCGUUUCGAAUGCUACUGCCAAGUGGUCAGACACUCAAACCGAAAAUACAUUAGAUAAUAUUAAUUUAAUCAUAAGACCUGGUCGAUUGGCUGCAAUAAUCGGACCAGUAGGAGCUGGGAAAAGUUCGUUAAUACAAGCAAUUUUACAUGAGUUGCCACUUUCUGAAGGAAACAUCUCAGUACACGGAAUAGUGUCUUACGCGUCACAAGAACCAUGGUUAUUUGCAGGAUCUAUAAGAAAAAAUAUUUUAUUCGGUUCAACAAUGGAUAAGGAUCGUUAUAAAAGGGUUAUACAAGUAUGUGCAUUAAAAACUGAUUUUGAACAAUUGACAUACGGUGAUAGAACAAUGGUAGGGGAAAGGGGAGUUUCUCUUAGUGGCGGACAGAGAGCACGAAUCAAUUUAGCAAGAGCGAUAUACAAGCAAGCAGAUAUUUAUUUAUUAGAUGAUCCUUUAUCAGCAGUCGACACUCGUGUUGGAAAGCAUUUAUACGAAAAAUGCAUAAAAAAUUACCUUAAAGAUAAGACUUGUCUACUCGUAACCCAUCAAAUUCAAUACUUAACUAAUGUAGAUCAAAUUGUUUUGAUGGAAAACGCAAAGGUGGUAACAGAGGGUUCUUAUCAAGAACUUCAAACUUCUGGUCUAGACUUUACUAAAUUGUUCAAACCUUCUACUGAAACAGCAGUUUUACCCGAUAAUGAGUGUAAAAUAGAUAAAUCUUGUAACAAUAAUAUAGCACGUUCCAAAUUAUAUAUUCGUCAAGAGUCUAUCUUAAGCGUUGCAUCAUCAAUAGAAGAAACCAAAUUUAGUGAUACUAUAACUGAACCUGUUGAAAUAGCUGAAACCCGUUCUUCGGGAAAUAUAUCAUUUAAUGUUUAUUUGUCAUACAUUUUAGCUGGUGGUCAUAUGUGCAAAGUUAUAUGUUUAAUAUUGGUUUGUAUUUUUACACAAUUCCUCACAUCUAGUGGAGAUUAUUGGAUAACUUAUUGGGUAAAUUUAGAAGAACAUAUUUUUAGUACAUCCAAACCUCUUAUGCCUAUCAGUAACGGCACUUCUACCACAGUUAAUCCUUUUGUUGAUUUGAUACCGUGGAUUGUAUCAAGGAAUACUUGUGUUAUAGUAUUUGCUGCAUUAACGUUCUCAAUCAUAUUAGCCACCUUAGUUGAAUCAAUUUUAUUAGUAUCUGUAUGCACUACAGCAUCAACGAAUUUACACAAUCAAAUGUUUAGUGCUAUUACAAGAUCAACAAUGAAUUUUUUAAAUACAAAUUCAUCAGGGCGAAUUCUCAAUCGUUUUUCAAAAGAUAUAGGACUUAUUGAUGAAAUAUUGCCUAAUAUUCUAGUCGACGUUAUACAAAUUGGUUUAAUGGUGAUUGGGAUGUUCGUAGUUGUUGGAAUCGUCAACCCUUAUUUAACCAUACCAACAAUUAUUUUAGUAAUGGUUUUUUUCAAAAUGAGAAAUAUUUAUAUGACUAUAUCUCAUAACAUUAAACGUCUAGAAGGAGUCACUCGGAGCCCUAUAUAUACCCAUGUAAAUGCAUCUAUUCAUGGACUGACCACAAUAAGAUCAUUUAAAGUAGAACAAAUACUUUUUAAAGAGUUCGCCAUCCACCAAAAUUUACACUCUGCAGCGUGGUAUUUAUUUAUUGCUUUAAAUAGAGCAUUUGGAUUUUGGCUGGAUUUAAUUUGCAUAUUAUUUAUAAGUACUAUAACAUUUUACUUUAUAUUUAUUGACAAUGAUAACUAUGGUGGAAAUGUCGGGCUGGCUAUCACGCAAGCUAUUGGAUUAACUAGUUUGUUCCAAUGGGUAGUUAGACAAUCUGCGGAAUUGGAAAAUCAAAUGACGUCUGUUGAAAGAGUUUUAGAAUACACAAAUAUACCACAAGAAUCAACUUUUGAAUCGCUUCCAGACAAGAAGCCAUCAAAAACAUGGCCACAUGAAGGUCAAAUUAUAUUCAAAAAUUUUUAUCUACGUUAUGACCCAGAUGCAUCGUUUAUUUUGAUCGAUUUAAAUAUCAAAAUUUCACCCGCAGAAAAAAUUGGAAUCGUUGGAAGAACUGGUGCAGGAAAAUCAUCUUUGAUUUCUGCAUUGUUUAGAUUAGCUUUUAAUGAAGGUAAAAUCAUUAUCGACGGAAUAGAAAUACAUGAAUUGGGAUUACACGAUUUGCGAUCCAAAAUUUCCAUCAUACCUCAAGAACCAGUUUUGUUUUCAGGAACAAUGAGAAACAAUUUAGAUCCAUUUAAUGAAUAUCCGGAUCACAUUCUUUGGAAAGCUUUAGAUGAAGUGGAACUCAAAAAUGUUGUAGACGAUUUAUCGGAUGGCCUAAACUCGAAAAUUUCAGAAGGUGGAUCUAAUUUCAGUGUUGGUCAAAGACAAUUAGUAUGUUUAGCUAGAGCAAUUAUACGAAAUAACAAAAUUCUUAUAUUAGACGAAGCCACUGCAAAUGUUGACGCACAAACCGAUUCUUUGAUUCAAAACACUAUAAGAAAUAAAUUUCGUAAGUGUACAGUAUUAACGAUUGCACAUCGGUUGAAUACAGUGAUGGAUUCUGAUAAGAUACUUGUGAUGAACUCUGGCACAGUAGUUGAAUUUGAUCAUCCAUAUAAUUUAUUGGAAAAUAAAGAUGGAUAUUUACAUAAAAUGGUAGAACAAACCGGACAUAGCAAUGCUCAAUCGCUACAUAAUUUAGCUUAUGAGAGUUAUAAUAAAGGACACAUGCUAAACGAUCAUCGAUUGUCAAGCAUUAACGAAGACGAGGACUAAACCAGAUCAUGAAUAUAUAGUUAUUUACGUAUAAUCAAAUAAGUAUUUGAUAAUUAUUGCAUAUUUAAGUUAAUUAUAAAAUUAUUAUAAAACAUUUUUAAAACUA